Rattus rattus (black rat) is the source of this 2060-nucleotide messenger RNA. It is a transcript of the gene Ahcyl2, whose product is annotated as adenosylhomocysteinase like 2. NCBI's taxonomy places the organism in Eukaryota, Metazoa, Chordata, Mammalia, Rodentia, Muridae. Bases 47 to 1885 code for a protein of 612 amino acids. The record is from RefSeq and is a predicted model, not a curated record. The transcript is spliced from 17 exons. Gene Ontology annotation, biological process: L-methionine cycle. Gene Ontology annotation, cellular component: cytosol.
GGAGCUGGAGCUAGAGUCAGAGUCGGCGGUUGCAGUGGAGGCGGUGAUGUCGGUGCAGGUUGUGUCAGCAGCCGCUGCCGCCAAGGUGCCUGAGGUGGAGCUGAAGGAUCUGAGCCCCUCUGAGGUGGAGCCCCAGUUAGGACUGAGCACGGCGACCGUGGGCGCCAUGGUACCCCCAGCGGGUGGCGGGGACCCAGAGGCUCCAGCUCCAGCUCCCGCGGCAGAGCGGCCCCCGGCCCCUGGCCCGGGCUCGGGGCCCACCGCGGCUCUCAGCCCUGCGGCAGGGAAGGUCCCUCAAGCGUCGGCCAUGAAGCGGAGCGACCCUCAUCACCAGCACCAGCGGCAUCGCGACGGCGGCGAGGCCCUGGUCAGCCCCGACGGCACGGUCACCGAGGCGCCGCGCACGGUCAAGAAGAUUCAGUUUGCUGACCAGAAGCAGGAAUUCAACAAACGUCCCACCAAAAUUGGACGUCGCUCUUUGUCUCGUUCCAUCUCUCAGUCAUCUACCGACAGCUACAGCUCAGCUGCCUCAUACACAGAUAGCUCUGACGAUGAGACAUCCCCCAGGGACAAGCAGCAAAAGAACUCUAAGGGGAGUAGCGACUUCUGUGUCAAGAACAUCAAACAAGCAGAGUUUGGACGCAGAGAGAUUGAAAUUGCUGAGCAAGAGAUGCCUGCCUUGAUGGCUUUAAGGAAGAGAGCCCAAGGAGAAAAGCCUUUGGCUGGAGCCAAAAUCGUGGGUUGUACGCACAUCACUGCUCAGACGGCUGUACUUAUGGAGACUCUGGGUGCUCUGGGGGCACAGUGCCGAUGGGCUGCCUGCAACAUCUACUCCACUCUCAAUGAAGUGGCUGCUGCUCUCGCAGAAAGUGGGUUUCCCGUCUUUGCCUGGAAAGGAGAGUCAGAAGAUGACUUUUGGUGGUGCAUUGACAGAUGCGUGAAUGUGGAAGGCUGGCAGCCAAACAUGAUCUUGGAUGAUGGAGGAGAUCUUACUCACUGGAUUUAUAAGAAGUAUCCCAACAUGUUUAAGAAAAUCAAAGGCAUAGUUGAGGAGAGUGUUACUGGAGUCCAUAGGCUGUACCAACUGUCCAAAGCUGGGAAGCUGUGUGUUCCAGCCAUGAACGUCAAUGACUCAGUCACUAAACAGAAAUUUGAUAACCUCUACUGUUGCCGUGAAUCUAUCCUUGACGGACUUAAAAGGACAACAGAUAUGAUGUUUGGUGGAAAGCAAGUGGUGGUCUGUGGCUAUGGAGAGGUAGGAAAGGGGUGCUGUGCUGCUCUGAAAGCCAUGGGUUCCGUCGUGUACGUAACUGAAAUUGAUCCCAUCUGUGCCCUGCAAGCCUGUAUGGAUGGAUUUCGACUAGUGAAGCUAAAUGAAGUCAUCCGGCAAGUGGACAUUGUUAUUACUUGUACAGGGAACAAGAACGUGGUAACCAGAGAGCACUUGGACCGUAUGAAGAAUAGCUGCAUCGUUUGUAACAUGGGACAUUCCAACACCGAGAUUGAUGUGGCCAGCCUGCGGACCCCAGAACUGACCUGGGAGAGAGUAAGAUCCCAAGUUGACCAUGUGAUAUGGCCUGAUGGCAAGAGGAUAGUACUGCUGGCAGAGGGCCGUCUGCUGAAUCUCAGCUGCUCCACAGUGCCUACCUUUGUGCUCUCAAUCACCGCUACCACUCAGGCUCUCGCCUUGAUAGAACUUUACAACGCUCCUGAGGGUCGCUAUAAGCAAGAUGUGUACCUGCUGCCCAAGAAGAUGGAUGAGUAUGUGGCAAGCCUACACCUGCCCACCUUUGAUGCCCACCUGACAGAGCUGACAGACGAGCAAGCCAAGUAUCUGGGACUCAACAAGAAUGGACCCUUCAAGCCUAAUUACUACAGGUAUUAAGUUCCUGCAAUGCAAGCCAGCAGACAUGUUAAGGAAUAGAACCAAGCCUUUUCUCCACUACUAUCCAAGGAAGAACCCAGCAAGCUGCUUCUCCAAUCAGAGCUGCCCGCCGUGCUCAUCCUAUGUGUUAGGUUAUUUAUUUAUUAAACUCUAAAGUCCUGUGCCUGUAGCCUUG